GAUAGAUUCCGAAAAGAUAAACAAAAGGGGCAAAUAUCAAAACAAAGAUUGAACGUCCACCACAUGUAACACUAUGGUGGUUGUCUCCUCUCUCCACUCUCCUUCUUCUUCCUCCUCCAUCUACUGUAACUCAAUCUCUCCCUCUCUUCGUUACUUUCGACGUUUCUAUACAUUUCCAUCCAGUAGGAAUAAUUCCAACUCCAAUGGCGGUGCGGUCUUGCUCGUCAAGGCUUAUAUGGAUGAGACCACAAAUCCAAUUUCUAGUUUCGCUAAUAAGGUCAUCGGUUCACUGCCUGUUUUUGGUCUCAUAGCCAGAAUUGUUAAUGAGGAAGGUGGUGUUGGAGGCGAUUUUAUUGAUUUUGCUGAGUUCAGGAGGCGAGUCGGUAACAAGUGCUCCAUUAACGAUUCAAGAGCUUUUUAUGAAUUUCGGGAUCGACGUGGCAAGACAGGGGAUCCUCUGUAUGUGCUACUGUGUUGUUGGUUAGCUGCAGUAGGAGCUGGUUUACUCAAAUCUGAGGAAAUUUUGGAAGGGGUAGCAAGGCUUAGUUUAGCAAAUGAUAUUGAAUUUGAAGAACAAAACUUCAUCGCAAUGAUGAAUGAAGCAAGGGAGAAGCGAUCAAAGUUGGGAGCUCCAGCACCUACAAUCCCCAUGGAAUUUCGUGCUGAGAAAGCUCUUGAAGCUAUACAUGUGUGUUGCUAUGGAAGGGAUCUGAUUGAAGAAGAAGAUGAAAAACUGCUAAGUACCAUGCUUAAUGCUGUCUUUCCUACAGUCGGGCGGCAAAAGGUAGAAAUCAUUGUCAAAGAGAAGGCAAAGAGAAUGGCAGAUGGAACUGAAGAAAUCAAAUAUGAGCCCAAGCAAUUAUCAAAAGAAGCAGUUCAGAUGCAAAUGAAAGACCUUGAAUUUCUUAAGCAAAACAGUUUGAAUCAGUGAGGCAUGAAAUUUAUUAUCAUUUUUAAAGUAAAUUUUAGGUACUGGUGACUAACACCAACAGGAAGAUUAUCCCACAAACAUUCGGUAUAGGAAAUCACAGCCACAUGUCAUGAAUGACAAAUCUUCUUCGCACAAUGUCGCCAACUAAUUAAAAAACACUGCAUGUGUACGCUGCCUGCUCUCUUUCUUUUGUGAUCAGUCUGCAUUUUCUACUUGCAAUUGAAAGAUAUAGUGGCUCUAAUUUGUAUUAA
Solanum pennellii is the source of this 1182-nucleotide messenger RNA. Its product is annotated as photosystem I assembly factor PSA3, chloroplastic. The transcript is spliced from 3 exons. NCBI's taxonomy places the organism in Eukaryota, Viridiplantae, Streptophyta, Magnoliopsida, Solanales, Solanaceae. The record is from RefSeq and is a predicted model, not a curated record. Gene Ontology annotation, biological process: photosystem I assembly. The coding region runs from base 74 to 931 and encodes 285 amino acids.